Molecule: messenger RNA, 589 nt
Organism: Cariama cristata (Red-legged seriema)
Lineage: Eukaryota; Metazoa; Chordata; Aves; Cariamiformes; Cariamidae
Product: neural Wiskott-Aldrich syndrome protein-like
Exons: 6
Source: RefSeq, a predicted model, not a curated record
AUGACUAGUCGUGGAUACCUUUUGCAGGCAGAAGAUGUUUUCAAGCUGAAUAGCAAAAAACGUGGCACCACUGCUCUGCAUGAUGAAAAUGAACAGUGGCUGAAGUGCUGGUUCAAGGUUCUAUACACAGUCAUCAUUGAGUUACAACAAUUACUGGUUUACCCAGAUAAUCCAGUUGGUGCUUUUGCUGGUAGAUAUGAUAGGAAGCAACGCAUAGGGAUCCCAUUCUUGACGCAGAUCGCUGUCUUCUGUGCCUUGAAUUUAAGUUGCACGAUGUCUUCAGCAGUUGUUCAAAUAUAUGCAGCAGAUCGCAAUGCCAUGUGGUCAAAGAAAUGCUGUGGUGUAGCUUGCCUUGUAAAGGACAAUCCACAGAGGUCAUAUUUUAUCAGAAUAUUUGACAUUAAGGAUGGGAAAUUAUUGUGGGAGCAGGAGCUGUACAAUAACUUUGUAUAUAAUAGUCCUAGAGGAUAUUUUCAUACCUUUGCUGGAGAUACAUGUCAAGUUGGUCUAAAUUUUGCUAAUGAAGAAGAAGCUAAACUAUUCCGCAAAACAGUAACAGAUUUACUUGGACGACGGCAGAGAAAAUCUG